This is a messenger RNA of Leucoraja erinaceus (little skate), 1785 nucleotides long. RefSeq names its product actin related protein 10 (gene actr10). Lineage: Eukaryota; Metazoa; Chordata; Chondrichthyes; Rajiformes; Rajidae. The transcript has 13 exons. The record is from RefSeq and is a predicted model, not a curated record. The coding region runs from base 152 to 1405 and encodes 417 amino acids. Gene Ontology annotation, biological process: retrograde axonal transport of mitochondrion.
GUGGUCGUUCGCGUCAAAGAUCUUUGGUUCGCGAGGCCGCGAGCAAAGAUCCUAUAGCGGCCUAGUAUCUUCGGCCGCGAGAGGGUCGGGUCUGGCGCUCGCUCGCUCGCUCGCUGUCGGCGGGUGAACGAGCGGCUCGGUCAGGCGCAGGAUGCCGAUGUUCGAGGGGCUGGGCACCGGCGGCGAGAAGACGGCGGUGGUGAUCGACCUGGGGGCCGCCUACACCAAAUGUGGUUUUGCUGGAGAAAGUGGACCAAGAUGUAUCAUCCCCAGCGAAAUCAAGAAGCCGGGUAUAACCCAGGCUGUUAAAGUAGUUCAAUAUAACAUCAAUACAGAAGAACUUUAUGGAUAUUUGAAGGAAUUUAUUCACAUGCUGUACUUUAGACAUUUGCUAGUAAAUCCAAGGGAUCGUCGAGUUGUAGUCAUUGAAUCUAUCCUGUGUCCAUCGCACUUCAGAGAAACACUCACUAAAGUUUUCUUUAAGCACUUUGAGGUUCCUUCAGUGCUCUUUGCUCCAUGCCAUCUUAUGUCGCUAUUGACUCUUGGUAUCAACUCUGCUGUGGUAUUAGAUUGUGGAUAUACAGAAGCACUAGCAUUACCAAUAUAUGAAGGAAUUAUGAUUUUGAAUGCAUGGGAAGCACUUCCACUGGGAGGAAAAGCAAUCCACAAGGAGUUGCAGGCCCGGUUAUUGGAAGAAUGUACUGUGGACACGGGGACUAAUACUGGAGAAGGGUUGGCUUCCGUGAUGAGCUCACUUCCAGAAGAAACCAUAGAGGAUAUCAAAGUUCGUACUUGCUUUGUUAGUGAUCUCCAACGGGGUGAGAAAAUUCAAGCUGCCAAGUUUAACAUUGAUGGAAAAGCUGAGCGCCCACAAUCACCUCCGGAUGUGGCAUACCCACUGGAUGGAGAGAGGAUUUUACAUGUCAAAGGAUCAGUCAGAGAUUCUGUAAUUGAAAUGCUUUUUGAACAAGAUAAUGAAGAAAAAUCCAUUGCAACAUUAAUCCUUGAUUCACUUUUACAGUGCCCUAUUGACACAAGAAAACAUCUAGCAGAGAAUCUUGUGAUCAUUGGUGGAACUGCUAUGCUGCCUGGCUUCCUACAUCGUAUUAUGGCUGAAAUUCGGUGUCUGGUGGAGAAACCAAAAUACAAAGAAGUGUUGGCUACCAAGACGUUCAAAGUUCAUACUCCACCUGCAAAACCAAAUUCUGUUGCUUGGUUAGGAGGAGCUAUUUUUGGUGCUCUGCAAGACAUUUUGGGUAGUCGUUCAGUCUCCAAAGAAUAUUACAGCCAGACAGGUCGUAUUCCUGACUGGUGCUGCCUGAAUAACCCACCACUAGAAAUGAUGUAUGAAACUAGUAAAGCACCUCCUCCAUUGAUGAAGAGAGCAUAUUCCACAGAGAAGUAGAGAUGUUCAUGUUCUGCGGCAAACUAGUUUAGAAGUAAUAUUCUGAUUAUUUUAGUAAUUAUGUUCUAAACUUACAUUUACAAAAAUAAUGUUACUAUAUCUAUAUGUUGCAUCAAACAUAUUUGAGCAGUUACUUGAUGUAGUUUAAUAUUAUUAAUCAAAAUACUGCAUGUUUCAAAAACAUAUGUUAAGAUGUAAUUACUAAAGGCUUAAAAAGACGGCAUUAAAUUAAUGCUCUCAGUGCUGUUGGGGAUGUUUUUUUGGGACAGGUGGAUGUGAGAGUUUGAAAUUGCAGGUGCUUGACUGGGAAGUCGAUUCAGCUGCAAAAAUGCAUUUUGGGUCCAGUGUUUAAAAAAAAAAUAAAAAUUCUUGAAACCACA